AAGGGUCGAAUUUGGUGGAAGUCCGUAUCAAGUCUGGUGGUAUUCAACUCGAAGAUAAGUUAUCCGUCACAAGGUGGGCUUCCCAACGUCCCACCAAUUCUUCUCAUCAAAGUCGUCAUCGUCGUCUACACCACAGUUCCUUACGCCGUUUGAUCUCCGGCGACGGUUACAAUUUCCGAUCUUCUGUUAAUUUAAUAUAUAUUGACCUCUAUCUUUUGCUUGUACGAGACAUCCGGUUGUCAAUUCUCUUUGGAAAUUAAGCCAAUGAUGUAAAUGGUAUCUUAGCCAGAGGUGUUGUCAACUGCAGAAUUAUCUAUGGACUUCUUCAGGACAUUCCUGAACAGUCCUGUUGGACCCAAGACUACUCAUUUCUGGGGUCCUAUAGCCAACUGGGGAUUCGUUGCCGCUGCUCUAGCCGACAUCCAUAAACCUCCAGAGAUGUUAUCCGGCAACAUGACAGCAGUGAUGUGUGUAUAUUCGGCCUUAUGCAUGAGAUUUGCGUGGAUGGUGCGGCCUCGGAACCAUCUACUUCUUGUAUGCCAUGCUUCAAAUGAAACAGUGCAGCUCUUUCAACUUUCGCGUUGGGCAAAAGGUCAAGGGUACUUGCAGCAGAAGGAAGAUAACACACCCUCAACUUGACUUCAGACUGGAUCUUUUAUUCGGGUAGUUGUUUCAGUUUUACCGUAAAUCUAAAGCUUAAUUAAUUCAGUUCCCGAUUUUUCAAGAUAUAUAUGUCGGCAUGGAGGUUCACUUGCGAUGACUCCAGGUCAUUUAUGGUCGCUUUGGAGAUUAGUCGGUGCUCGUAAGCUAGCCCGAAACCCAAGGUUACAAAACAAUAACUGUAGGCUAUAUAUGUAUCUUGAUUUGCUUUGAAUGUGAUUUUUCAUUUGAUCAUUUAUAGUAAUGCUUUUAUCUUC
Cynara cardunculus var. scolymus (artichoke) is the source of this 917-nucleotide messenger RNA. Its product is annotated as mitochondrial pyruvate carrier 1-like. The transcript is spliced from 6 exons. The coding region runs from base 316 to 639 and encodes 107 amino acids. Gene Ontology annotation, cellular component: mitochondrial inner membrane. Gene Ontology annotation, biological process: pyruvate import into mitochondria. The record is from RefSeq and is a predicted model, not a curated record. Lineage: Eukaryota; Viridiplantae; Streptophyta; Magnoliopsida; Asterales; Asteraceae.